UCAGACUUAUUAACGGCAAAUGGGCUCACAAAAUCAUUAGAGUGGUUGACUCACUUUGAGCUCAGGAAUGGGUGUGCUGGAGGGAAUUUUGUGUGUAUUUGUGGGACUUCUCUUGUUGCAAGAUAGUCGUUCUCUUCCGUAUGAAAUGGGGAAUGAUUUCAUCUUCAAUACCAUCUUCAACCCCUGGAGAGCUCGAAUCCCUGAAUUUGGCAUGUUUGCCAUGCGCUCUCUUGUCAUGAAGGUUCCUGCUGUGCAGGUUUACUGUGAUGAAAGUGAACUAACACUAUUUGUGGACAAAAGAAUGGGUGCUGCCACCCUGAACCGAGAGGACAUCCAGUUGGGUGAUGGCUGCUACAGCAACAGUGAGCUAGCAGGUCAACUGAUGUUCACAUACGGACACGAUCAAUGUGGAACAAGACAUGAAGUGCAGAAUGGCCUGGAUGUCUUCUCCAAUUCUCUCCAUUUCAGUCCCAGGAAGGUCUUGAAUAUGAAGCCCAUACAUUCUGAUGUGCAUGUCUCCUGCAUUCCAAAUAGGUCUAACGAGCAGCGCUUGCCUUAUCAACCCCUUGCUGAUAAACGCAAACAAUUCAGCAUACAAGCAAUGGAUGCCUCAUGGACCAGUCCAGCAGAAUCUAACGUCUAUAUACGAGGCCAAAGCAUCAACGUCCAGGUGUCUGCUAAAAUCAGUCCUCAUCAGCGACUCUUUAUCCAGUCCUGCUUUGUCUCUUCAUCGCCGGAGAUUCAUACUAAACCCAGGCAUGCGAUCAUAAUGAAUAAAGGGUGUGCAGCCCCAUCUGGUUCUCCUUAUACAAUCAUUACAUUUCUUGACUCUGAUUAUUCACAAGUGAAGUUUGCGCUCCAUUCUACUCAUUUAAUUUCAGAGAUGUAUAUCCACUGUAGUGUGCUCAUCUCAGACAUUGGGAUAACAAGUGGCUCCAAAUCCUGCAACUAUGACUUGGUCAAUUCAAGAUGGGAGGAGCUAAGUGGCAAUGUGGAGGUGUGCCGUUGCUGUAACUCUAAGUGUAAAGGCUUGUCAGUCAUGCACCAUCCUUUAGAUUCAAAAGCAGUCCUCAGCACGGGUCCAUUUUUCAUAGUGGAAAGAUCAGCACCUUCUAUCCCAGAAGCACUCUUGGAUUCCAUGCAGUCGGAUGCUGCCGCACCAGAGGAAGCGACUGUCAUUGAUACUUCAGUUCCAAGUGAGGAUCCUGAAUUCCAGUGGCCAUCUCCACUGGGGGCUGUUCUGGUUUUGAGUCGAGACCCGAACUCCAGCCUGUCGCUGGUGCUGCCUGCGCGAAAUGAACAAGGCAAUAGUGCAAGUGAUAGCCCAUUGAAUGAGCUCCAGAGUCCCACCAUGGAGCAAGAGAUCAGCCUUAAUCAUAUCAAAGGUCAAAGUGCAAACUUGGUCCAGGAUAGGCCCCUGCACGCGGAGGUGCAAAAUAAACAGUGGCCUGAUGACCAAAUUGUCAUACACAAAGAGCGAGUCAAAGAUGUGCUGCCAAUACUCCACUCUAAAAUUCAGCUGACCAAAAAUGCUGAUGGCUCUAAAACUUUAAGUUAUGAAGAAGCAGUGGGAGCACAAGAUGGAGAUGCCAUAAGAACACAUGGAGGGAAUGAAGCUGGGUGUAAACAGAAGAGAGCACGCAGGGGACUAAGUUGCAUUUUUCUGGGUUUGUUGAGGUUGAUGGAUCAUGUGGAGUAACUUCAACUCUCAAGGCAUAUUAAAACUAUUUACAAUUCAA
Syngnathoides biaculeatus (alligator pipefish) is the source of this 1739-nucleotide messenger RNA. It is a transcript of the gene zpcx, whose product is annotated as zona pellucida protein C. The record is from RefSeq and is a predicted model, not a curated record. Lineage: Eukaryota; Metazoa; Chordata; Actinopteri; Syngnathiformes; Syngnathidae. Gene Ontology annotation, molecular function: acrosin binding. Gene Ontology annotation, cellular component: extracellular matrix. Bases 68 to 1699 code for a protein of 543 amino acids. The transcript is spliced from 9 exons. Gene Ontology annotation, biological process: binding of sperm to zona pellucida; positive regulation of acrosome reaction; egg coat formation.